Messenger RNA from Ylistrum balloti, 1631 nucleotides. RefSeq names its product monocarboxylate transporter 12-like. The transcript is spliced from 6 exons. The record is from RefSeq and is a predicted model, not a curated record. Gene Ontology annotation, biological process: transmembrane transport; monocarboxylic acid transport. The coding region runs from base 117 to 1631 and encodes 504 amino acids. Lineage: Eukaryota; Metazoa; Mollusca; Bivalvia; Pectinida; Pectinidae. Gene Ontology annotation, molecular function: monocarboxylic acid transmembrane transporter activity.
UCACCUAGCCGUCCGAGGUUCGAUUCUCUGAAGGGGUUUCCUCCCACAGUCAGAUCCCUCGCAUGCUUACAACAGAACGAGGAAUACUGAUAAAGUGACAGACCACCACACCAGCGAUGUCCUCCAACAGGAAUACCGUGGACGGUGGUUAUGCGUGGGUCAUUCUGAUCGCGUGUACCCUCUUGUACAUGACGUUAGUUGGCACGUGCAAAGCGUUUGGUAUCCUGUACAACGAAUUCCUAGAGAAGUAUGACGCUGGUGCUGGAAAUACAGCCUGGAUUAGUAGUCUUAUGUUCUUCCUCUGCUUCGCUCUAGGACCUCUGGCUAAUUAUCUCGUUGGAGUUUUCUCGUUUCGGGCUGUGGUCAUGUUUGGCGGGCUUCUCGUGUCUAUCGGCUACUUCAUCAGUGCCUUUGUGCCACGAAUGGAGUGGAUGUUUCUGACAAUCGGAGUGAUCUGUGGGUUUGGCAGUGGACUUGCAUUUGCUCCUUGUGGAACUAUUGUUAGUUUCUAUUUUGUGAAGAGACGGGCACUUGCCAAUGGGAUAAUGGUAUCGGGUAGCGGACUUAGUAGCUUUGUAUUCCCGUACCUCUAUCAAUACUGUAUCGAUACAUUCAGUGUCACCGGAGCAAUGAUUAUUAUCAGUGGUGUUAUACUUCACAUGUGUGUAGCUGGCGCCCUCUUACGACAGCCCCUGGAACUAACAGAUAACCAUACUCCAUUUGAUCAAAGUACAGUUGACGAAAAACAAGGUCACAAAGAGACUCGAACAACCGAAAAAACCUGUAAUGUUUACCUGAAAUUACUGCGUAAUACACGCUUAACAAUGUUUAUUAUGGUGUUUACAAUAAAUAUCUUGGCAUACGCAGCAAACUUCGUGGCGUUUCCUGCGCAUAUGCAGUCUCUUGGAUUCCAUGAAAAUGAAGUAGCUUUGGCAUUUUCUAUGAUCGGAGCGGCUGAGGUUUUAACGAGAGCUUUAUUUGGCUGGUUCGCAGACAAGAAAUACAUAUCAAACAGCGUAAUAAUGAUAUUCUCAGGUGUAGCGAGUGGUACUGCUGCUAUUUUGUUACCGUGUUUUAAGACAUUUCCCGUCAUGGUGGCGUACGGGUUGGCGGUAGGAAUAUUCCCGGGAGCCUUUUGGAGUCUGAUGGCCGUCGUUCUAUUGGACUGUGUGCCUCUGAUUGAGCUGACGUCAGCCUUUGGUCUGCUCUAUAUAUUCAUGUCCUCAGCGAUAGCUUUCAGCCAACCGGGAAUGGGCUGGAUCGAAGAUGCUACUGGUGACUGGAAUUUAUCUUUUAGGAUGAUGGGAACCUUUCACUUCCUAACGACGGCCAUUUUACUGGCUGAGCCUUUGAUUUUAAAGUUAUUUUGUUAUGAUUUUGGUGACAAAGAGAAAAGAGAUGAUCAUGAGGAAGAAAUUGAAGAAUAUGUUAGAACUAGCGAUAUAGCUCGGCGAUCUUCUACAAUUCGUCAUGAUAAUUAUGAUUCUAAAGAACAUGUUAAAGUUUCUUUAAUACGUGAAAGGGAUAUUAUUGCAGAAAAUGAAACAAAAUCCUCACAUCCGACUUCAAAAGAUGACGACCGUUCAGAACUGCUGGCACCUAUUGCAGCUACAGAAGAGAUUGAUGUAUGA